Protopolystoma xenopodis is the source of this 585-nucleotide messenger RNA. The record is from the annotation of a GenBank genome assembly. Lineage: Eukaryota; Metazoa; Platyhelminthes; Monogenea; Polystomatidea; Polystomatidae.
AUGCUCAAGGAUUCCGAAACCACUAUCGGUAUGGCUGAAGGUUGCUUCGGGGAAAAUUCAGACGAUAACAGCACAGAACGACCAACUCCAACUGACGACCAACGGACUCAAGACCUCAAAAGCCCCAGCAUCUCCGUUAUGCCAAUAGAAGUGCAACCUCGGCCAACACUGUUCCGCCUAGCCUCUGACGUGACUAGCCAGCCACAUGAACGUCUGAUUGACAGAUCCUCAGUGAUGACAUCGAGACGGUCCACAUUUGCCGAGAGCUCUGCUGAAAUGGCAAUACGCAAGCGGUCCUGCAUGCUGAGCAGUCUGAUGGUGAUGGACGUGACAACAGAUCCGCUUUAUUUACCGUCAACCAAGUCGGUUAUGCCUGCCUGGGAUACCAGUUUAUCCGGUCAAGUGAACGAGUUGACAACAUUAGUGGGCUUUCCAUCGAAGGCGGAAGAAGGAGCAAAAGGAAAAUUGACUGAUGCUGACGACGAAGAAGAAAAAAUAUCGACUCAGCCUCUUGAUGGGGAGCCGCCAGCCCCUGAGUACGACGAAAUCGAGGGCUGGGAACAAGGAAAUGAAUCUAUCGGUUAG